UGUCUUAUUAACGAGUAAAAACUCUUAAAUUUCGCCUUUGGCUGCGAAGAGUACGAUUUAUUUACGAAAAUAAAAAUCUGCAUACCCCAAGGAGCAAGGUAACUCCAAAAGUGUGCAUUUUAUAUGGACUCUAUUCUUGAACUUCCAUAUGUAAGAAACUGAACGCUGUUCCCAACUUCCCACACAUGCGGAUAUCAACAAGUUACAUGACGUAAGAUUUGGGAAUAAGUUGUGCUUGGAAAUUCGAAUGCAGCUGGGUACAACAGCUACUCCCUCUUUUGAGUCUCUUAGUCUUCUGCCGGAAAAAUGUUGAGCGCGGAGGUCCGAGGGUCUUUGCAAAAGAGAUUUUACAAGAAGGUAGGAGACUACAUCAGCGAUCUGGGAAAACGCUUCGAAAAUUCCGACGACGCUGAAUCAUGGCUCGCAAAUGUCGUCAGCUACGGCAGUACAGCAAGAAAUCCUAUCAAAAUUGUGUUGAGUCCGCAUGAGAAAGCCUGCAUCGAAGAUUUUGUGCAGACGGAAAAUGAUCUUUUCGGUAAAGUCAUGGUGGCCAUUUCCGUCAUGGCUGCGGAGCUGCGCUUCCUCAUGCACGAAGCACGUCAGCGUUUUUUGGAUCCACUGCUGCACUACUCCGACGCCUACAUUGAGAAUCCGUCGUAUCUCUCUCUCGGACGUUUUCUGCCUUUCCUUCAGGAAUUUUCCUGUUUUAAAUCCCGCUGCAAAGAAGUGAUCGCACUGGUGCUGCAACAGUUGAAUGUCCUGGCUGAGCGAGAUUUCGCGUCGGGAACAAUGGUGUUCCUGUACGAAUGUCUGUCGGGUUUAUGUAGUUGCCUCAUAACAGCGGAUUGCAUCAUUAAAAGCAACAACACUCUGCGAGAUCACUGGACGACAUACAAAGCCUCGCUAAAUGCCUGUAGCCACAGUGCGAACAUGGCCGCGAAGGUCGGGCUGGAGAACGCCGAUAUCAAGGAGAUUGAGUCCUUUCUGAUGAAUAUUGAACGGGAUUUACUCAGCGGAACCAUUUUUCUCGAUUGUCUAUCUAACGUGGGGCGAUUGAAUUUGACCAGAAAAUUUUUGGAUUCCUGGUCGGUGGCGUUCCAGCAGUUGAUCGCUGACGUUGAUAAUCCGAUUUCACAGAGUCAGAACCCUGGGAAAAUUGGAGAACGGGUCAUGGCGUGCGGUUCGCUUCUGAUUCUGCAUGUAGUGGUCACGCGAAAUGUCGAUAAAAAAUUUUUGCGGAUGUUUUUGGAUGUGUGCAAAACCGCGCCGAUAGUGGCACUGUGGCAGAAUAUGUCCAUCUGUCCCGCGGAUGUUGUUUUGGCGAUGAUUCCCGAUGUCGGUAAGCACGUCGACAAAAAGCAGUUACAGCUGAUCCAGCAAGCAAAGGAAGGAAUUCUGCAGGCUCGACUGCAAAAUCUGGCCAAAGAUGUGGCGAGUUUUCGCGUUGACGCUAUGGAAUGGGUUACCCGAAUUCAGGCAUUAGCCAAAGAGUCCCAACCCAUCAUCGACGAGGAUACUCCACGUUUUGUUCGCUCUGGCUUGCUUUUGGCUCGGCGAGUCCAGAAUUCCGUCGUUCAGUUAUUCCAUUUUCAUUCCAUCUUGUUGAAACCACUUCCACGGCAGACACUUUUUCUCAUCGGGAACAUGCUUGAGAUUCUCAUGGUGUUGAAAGGCUGCAAACAAACGUACGACAUUACACUUAGCCAGCUGAUCGACCGUAUCGUCCAGUUAACCACGAACCGAAUGCAGAACGCUUGUUACACUCUGGAAAAGCGCCUGGCGGGUGAGAAACGCGUUGGUGCGCUGGAACACGUGGAUGCGCUGACAUCAUUGCAGUUACUUCAGCAGUGUCUGGUGUCAGGUCCGAUGACGGAACAGCGUAUGAUCGUUCUAAAAGCUUGCCUGGGCGUUGGCUUGUCUAUGAAAAAGUGGCCACAAGAUGAGCUGAAUUAUGUCCAAAUUUUUGUCCCGCUGCUGAAAGAUCUGGCAACCUUUCACGAAGCGUUUGAUAAUGCGUGUAACAUGUCGAUUUUCUACUGGAAUCGCCAAGUGCUACGACCGUACCUGGAGGAAAUCUUCCAAAAUCCUAAUCAAAGCCCAAGAAUUUUUUGCCUGUUAGCGGCUUUUGAGACCAGCAGCCGUUCGUUACGCCGGGUUCGUCAUGCUGAUCCGGAUGGAUUGGUGAAGAAGUUCGGUCAGGAAGUGCGCAGCGAAGUGAACGAAUGCAUUAUCAAUCCACUGUGUAGAGAAAUUGAAAUGAAUUUACGCCUCACUGUACAUUCGCAUUUGUCGCUACCGGAACGGAAUCCGUUCGACGCGGUAGUGCGGGAUAUUCGCCAGAUAAUAUCCCUGGACGCAAUUCAGUUCCUGAACCACAUAAUCUGUGUGAGGGACGAAGUGGAAAGUUAUCUGGAUAAGACGUUCUAUGAUUUGACUACUGUAGCUCUGCACGAUUGGAAAACUUACGACGAAAUGCGCAGUUUAGCGCUGCAUAUGUAUGGACUACAUGUGAUGCAAGCCCAUCUACCAUGCCAAACCCUUGAACAAGGGGCAGAUAUCUUGGAAAUAAUGCGAAAUAUCAAUUAUUUUGUAUCGAAUUAUGCUUAUAAUCUGAAUAAUCAAGUGUUUGUGGAGAGAACCAGCAACAGCAAACAUCUGAACACCAUCGGCAUCCGGCACAUUGCUAAUAGUCUGCGAACGCAUGGGAUCGGUAUUAUGAACACGACGGUCAACUACACGUAUCAGUUCUUGCGGAAUAAGUUCAAUUUAUUUUCCCAGUUUAUGUUUGACGAGCACAUUAAAUCGAGGUUAAUUAAGGACAUAAAGAUAUUCCGCGAUAUGAAGCAAAACGAUGCCAUGGCAAAGUAUCCAUUCGAGAGAGCGGAAAAAUUCAACAAAGCGAUUCGAACGUUGGGUGUGACGGCGGAUGGGCAGACACGUCUGGAUCAGUUCAGAAUGCUGAUAACAUACAUCGGUAAUGCCAUGGGAUUCGUGAGGACCGUACGAUCCGGUGGCCUGCAUCACUGCAGCAAAGCAAUUUGCUUUAUUCCCGAUUUGGAAGAUAUUGAAUCCUUUGAAACCCUUGCAAAGGAAGAGGAAGUAGCCGUGAAUAAUACCGCCACAAAGGAUCUUGAUGAUGUUAUUACUAUGUUGAACAAAAAUCUUUCUGAUGGCACAGAAUUCUUCAAGCUACUUUUGGAAGUUUUCUCGGGAGAAUUUCAGAAUGUCCGCAAUCGACAUCUACACAACUUUUAUAUGAUCAUCCCCCCGUUGAUGGUCAACUUUGUGGAACAUGCGGUAACAUGUAAGGAGCGGUUACAUAAAAAAAAUCCUUCCGGGCUUGUUUUAUUCACGGAUGACGGUUUCGCGAUGGGAGUGGCUUAUAUUCUGGCACUGCUUGGACAGAACGGUCUUUUCGAUUCCCUUAACUGGACAGAUGCCGUUCGGGAGAAAUUUCGGAAAGAUGCGGAAGCGGCCGCACAGGCGAAUAGAAUGGAUGCUCAAGGAAACAGGAGCGAUGUCCAAAGCGAUGAGAAACUGCGUCAAGCCCUCAAACUUACUGCACGACGACUGGACUCGUAUAUUAAAGAGUUCGAGUUGCUGUUUUACUCCUUGAGUAGCGCGCGUAUAUUUUUCAAAACAAACCCAACAGGGUCAGUUCAGCAAACGUCUAAAGAACCGCCAGCCGAAGGUAAUCCUGCUCCGACGACUGCGGACUCAUCCGUCAACGCCAUUAAUCAAGCUCCUGUGGGAAUAUGAUUGCACUCAGAGAUGUUUGACAUCGUGAGUGGUGAUUAAUUUGAUUGUGAUUAUUGUGAUACUGCACGUUCCAUUAAGCAUCCAUAGUUCGCGUUUAUUUUAUAUUUUUGAGUUAAGGUGAUGCUUCAGUUUUUAUAACUCCCUGUGAGUUCAAGGGGCUUGUUGUUGUUGAUUGGGGCAAGUGUAUUCAAUAAUUAGCUCUAGAUUUAUACUGUACCUAUCCGACUAUCUGUUGAUCAUUUAUUUACGAAUUAUACGUAAUAAUAUGCUCAUUAUGUCAGGUUAAAACAACUAAGUCUAAUGCGAUUUACUAAAAAUAAGAUACGUAAGUACUCUUAUUUUUCUGCGACAUUUGGUAAGUUUGUUUGAUUGAUUAGUACUAAAUUACUGCACUUAAAGGUUAAAACUAUCUCGAAUAUCAAGAUGAGCAUGCCAAGUACAUACUUCUUUUCUUUUUCAUUACUGCCUUUUAAAUACAGUACAGGAAUCAAAUUGACGUGCCUAA
Paramacrobiotus metropolitanus is the source of this 4264-nucleotide messenger RNA. RefSeq names its product WASH complex subunit 4-like. Gene Ontology annotation, cellular component: WASH complex; endosome. The coding region runs from base 307 to 3759 and encodes 1150 amino acids. NCBI's taxonomy places the organism in Eukaryota, Metazoa, Tardigrada, Eutardigrada, Parachela, Macrobiotidae. The transcript has 8 exons. Gene Ontology annotation, biological process: endosome organization; endosomal transport. The record is from RefSeq and is a predicted model, not a curated record.